GAGGUUGCAGUGUGUCGCCACGGAUUCCUUCUGAAAGCUCUUAAUAUGUACAGGGGGGAGAUAUUUGCCUACCCUCUGUAUCUUCAGAAGGAGCUCAUGCCAGCCAAGGCACAAUUCUUUGCAAUGGAUGUGGCUUGCAAAUAUUGGCCAUACUUGGAGAAAGCUGCUAGUGUCCUUCCUGCUCUUCAAGAUCUGACCACAAUGAAACCUUUCCUCAGUGUGAUGCAUGCUCGAGCCCAUGCUACUAAGUGUGAAAUUAAAUGGAGUGGUAGAAACCAGGAAGGAGCAGGGACAACCGCCGGUGAGGAGGUCGAGCAAGUGAACAGCUACCUCUCACGUUGUGCCCUGACAACCAAAUAUAUGUCCAAAGCAGCACGGGUAGACAUGCUUACAUUGCAUGCAAUGGGGUGGAACCACAAAAAACGUCUCUCUCUACAUCAGUCACUUUCAACAAGAUAUGUGAAGACUUGCCAGAGACUCCAGGAUGAAACAGCAAGGCUAGCUGAACUAAAAACAGAGUUACUUUGCACAGAUGAAGUGGUGGCACAGUGGCUUUCUGAUGUGAAGGAAUGGGCAGCUGGCGAGACACCAAAUACAUCUCAUAGCAGUCAAGGCACCGCACACAGAGGACUUCAGCAGUCGAUUGAGGGGCUUUACCUUAGUGUGAGGCAGCGGAAGCAAACCCUUUACCGUCAGAAUGACAGCAGCAAGCUUCGCCACCGCCUUCGAAGGAAGCUGGCAGAAGACAAAAAGCUCCUUCUUCAGGAGAUAGAGAAAUACAAUAGUCUUGUACUAGACUCUGCCACUAACAUUGAUGUAGCUGUGGUGGAGCAUUCCCUGACUGGAGAGAGCACUGUGUCUCAAAUAUGGCUGUGGGAGGUUCAUGGCAGUGCAAACAUUUUGAUCAAGAAACAACUGCAUGACCAAGUGAUGUUGACAGUGCGACUGCAAGAAGAAAAAAGCAUUUUGGUGUUGGAGAUGGCACAACACUGCACAUGGUUGCAGAGCCUGGCGGUGGUUCUGAAGAACAAGAUAGCUGAGGAGGAUGUAGACAAGGGAAAUGAGGGACUUUGCUGUCUCUUAAGAAGACGACUGUCAGAGGUGUCAGAAAGGUUGCAAGUGCUCCUCCAACAGUACAAGACUGCUUUAGGCCCUGAGGCCUCUGCCCUUCUACAUGUUGAAGCAGAAGAUCAAGGUGGCCUCAGUAGUCCAGACACCAGUGAGGAUGAAGAAGAAAACACAAUUUAGAUGGAAGCUGCACAAAGGACUGUGUUGAAGGAAAUGGCCUUGCCCAGUAUCUGUGUAUUUUUAGUAUGUUGAUUGAUUUACCACAUCAACAUCUGGAUGCAUUCUAUGUGUCUGUAGAUUGCCAAGCAAUUCAGUAAGCACAUGAAUGCUCCUUGAAGUUGCACAAACCUCUUAGUAUAGGUGCACCAAACUCAGCCAAAAAUGUUAACUUUGCACAUAUCAUAUUACCAGAUGUAAUAUCAUGACAUGAUAUUUGGGUAGUGUAUUCAUACUCCUUUAAGAGAGACUCCCCUUGAUUGCGGUGACCCUGUGACCUUUCCUUUUGUGUAAAACUCGAGGCUAAACUUUUGACUUGUAUACAACAAAUGUUAGGAACAGCUUUCUAAGUCAUUUGCUGAGCAUUCUCAAGCUUCCCAGCCAUUGAAUUCUGUCAGUUUUGUUGACCUCAUGACAUUCCCUGUAGCACAACCCUCAGACCAGAAUGUAGAGUUUGAUAUUUCUUAAAGAUGGUUAUUCGUUUAUAAUUCUUCUGUCACUGUCAGUUUUGUCCUUACAGAGUUUCGGGGGUCCUUAAAAAGUUAAACGAGUUAUAUCGAAUUUAAGGCCAUAAAAAUGUCUUAAAUGGUAUAAGACAGUCCAAAUUAUGAUUUUUUUUUUUUCAUGAUUUUUAUGAUAGCUUCAUGUGACGAUUUAACUUCAAAAGGCUGUGAUUUCAUUGAAUAAAUGAGCCCUGCAUGUUUUAAAGUCAGAUGCUGUGCUGCUUUGUGUCCUGCCGUUACCAGGGAACCCUGCUGACACAAAAUGAAUUGGCAUUGUUGUUCAGACCAAAUAAAAAAAUUAACACAAUUAAAUUAAAUCAAUAAAGUGAUAUUUUAUGUUAUUAUAUUAAUAUUGAUAAUUAUCGAUUGUUUAAAUUAAUAUGAUACUUUUGCCUCGUCUAUUUUCUUAAAAGUUGUUGAAAUGUGAAGGUUAUCAUCUUAUAAAACUGUUUUUGGGAAAAUCUUGUCUCUGAACUGUAAAUCAUGCUUUUUUUCAUUCACUCAUGGUAUUCAUUUUAUUUGUGCAGGUCUUAAAAAGCUCUUUAAAAGUCUUACAUUUGGUUUUAAAAACCCUGCAGAUACUGUACAUUACACUUACUUUAAGUACUUGUAUAAUGGAUUAGAUAGUAUGUAACAGAAAAACUGUGUUAUAAUUUUACUUUAUGUUGCAUGUUAUUAGUUGACAAAUAACUUGAUUCCCUGUUCUGCUGGUGCUUUUCAAGAGAAAUUAAGCACAUGGUCCAGUGUUAAUAAAUACAGCCUUAUGGCUUGUUUUACCGAUAUGCAUACUCAUAAUGUGGUGUAUUUUCACUGGAAAUUGAACGGCAAGAAAUAAAGUAUUUCCA
Messenger RNA from Onychostoma macrolepis, 2632 nucleotides. RefSeq lists its product as uncharacterized. Bases 46 to 1248 code for a protein of 400 amino acids. The record is from RefSeq and is a predicted model, not a curated record. The transcript has 9 exons. NCBI's taxonomy places the organism in Eukaryota, Metazoa, Chordata, Actinopteri, Cypriniformes, Cyprinidae.